GCCUAUCAAUUGAACAUUUUUUAAAUUAUAUUAUACUUGCUUUCAUAACAUUUUUAUUGUAUCUCGCGCAAUUAAAAAAUUAAAUUAUUUGUUAUUCUGACUAGAAAGAUAAUGACUAUUAUGAUAACAAUAAAUAUGAGCGAUAGAUCCAGUGACGUUGAUAUCAAUGAAGCAUUUGAGAAUUUGCUGUUGGCAGAAAAUUUAUCUGAACAAGCAGCAUAUGAAGAAGGUUUUCAAACUGGCAAAAACCAAUUAGUAGAUGGAUAUCAUCUUGGAUAUCACAGAGCCAGUUCUCUUGCAGCAUUAUUAGGAUAUUAUUUUGGAGUAUUGAUAUGUAUUCAACAUUUUUGCAAAGUUCCCAAAAUUCUUGAAAAAUCAAGAGCACUUAUGCAGAAGAUACAAAUUUUCCCAUUAGACAAUAAUAAUACAGUUGAUAUUUUUGAUGAUUUUGAUAAUAUAAAAUUGAAUUUUAAAAAGAUUUGUUCCUUAGCCAAAAUAGAAAUUUCAAGUCCUGAAUCGAACAAAUUAGAUUUUUAG
Molecule: messenger RNA, 537 nt
Organism: Phymastichus coffea
Lineage: Eukaryota; Metazoa; Arthropoda; Insecta; Hymenoptera; Eulophidae
Exons: 2
Coding region: 112-537 (141 amino acids)
Source: RefSeq, a predicted model, not a curated record